Molecule: messenger RNA, 2642 nt
Organism: Miniopterus natalensis
Lineage: Eukaryota; Metazoa; Chordata; Mammalia; Chiroptera; Miniopteridae
Gene: DRC7
Product: dynein regulatory complex subunit 7
Biological process (GO): flagellated sperm motility
Cellular component (GO): motile cilium
Source: RefSeq, a predicted model, not a curated record
AACAGCCAGAGCCACGCCAGGAUGGAGGUCCUGAGAGAGAAGAUCGAGGAGGAGGAGGAGGCCGAGCGGGAGGAGGCAGCCGAGCGGAUGGAGAGGGGCGAGAAGACCAUGAGGCUGCCCGAGAUGCAGGUGCGGAAGGAGGAAACCAUCAUGACUCCGGAAAUGCUCAGGGAUCUGGAGAAGAAGCUGUCGGACAUCGAGAUCACUGUCCCGGAUAAGCCCUCGGUCAUUACCAAGGACACUAUCGACAUCUCCAAGCUGCCCCUUUCCUAUCAAAGCAACACCACCAAGGAGGAGCACCUGCUGCAGGUGGCAGACAACUUCUCCCGCCAGUACAGCCACCUGUGCCCAGAUCGUGUGCCCCUCUUCCUGCACCCACUGAAUGAGUGUGAAGUGCCCAAGUUCGUGAGCACAACCAUCCGGCCCACUCUGAUGCCCUACCCCGAGCUCUACAACUGGGACACCUGUGCCCAGUUUGUUGCAGACUUCCUCUCCAUGGAGCCCCUGUCCGACCCUCUCAAGCCGCCCUCGCACCUGUACUCCCCGACCACGGUGCUCAAGUACCAGAAGGGCAACUGCUUCGACUUCAGCACGCUGCUCUGCUCCAUGCUCAUUGGCUCCGGCUACGACGCCUACUGCAUCAACGGCUACGGCUCCAAGGACUUGUGCCUCAUGGACCUGACCCGGGAGGUGUGCCCGCUCACCAAGAAGCCCAGGGAGGCAGUCCAGGAGAAGGAAGUGGAACCACCUAAGAAGUAUGCCGUCAAGCCCCCCAGGGACCUGACCAGCAGGUUUGAGCAGGAGCAGGAGAUAAAGAAGCAGAAAGCCAUCAAAGCUGAGCAGGAUCUGCUGCGGAAGGAGGAGGAGGAGCGCCUCGGGGAGGCAAAGAACGAGAACUCCGACCCCCUGCAUGGCCUGCGCGUGCAUUCCUGGGUACUGGUGUUGUCGGGGAAGCGUGAGGUGCCCGAGAGCUUCUUCAUUGACCCGUUCACGGCGCGCAGCUAUAGCAACCAGGAUGACAACUUCCUGGGCAUUGAGAGCCUCUGGAACCACAAGAACUACUGGGUCAACAUGCAGGACUGUUGGAACUGCUGCAAGGACUUGAUCUUUGACCUGGGAGACCCUGUGAGGUGGGAGUACCUGCUUUUGGGGACCGAUAAGCCUCAACUGUCCAUAGCUGAGGAAGACGACGAUGGCCUGAACGAUGAUGACGACGUGGAAAACCUGGGCAAGGAGGAAGAGGGCUUCGACAUGCCGCACUCCUGGGUGGAUCAGAUUUCCAUCUCCCCAGAGGCGUUCGAGACCCGCUGCCCAAAUGGGAAGAAGGUGAUACAGUACAAGAAGGCCAUGCUGGAGAAGUGGGCCCCAUACCUCAACAGCAAUGGGCUCAUGUGCCGCCUCAGCACCUACGAGGACUCGGAGUGUACCAAGACUUUGGAGAUAAAGGAGUGGUACCAGAAUCGGGAAGACAUGCUAGAGCUGAAGCACAUAAACAAGGUCACAGGCCUGAACAUCGACUACUUCAAGCCCGGCCACCCCCAGGCUCUGCGUGUGCACUCGUACAUGUCCAUGCAACCUGAGAAUGAUCGAGUCAUGGAGUUCUACGAAAGGGCCCGUGUGGAUAGCCUGGUAAAGCGGGAGGAGACGCCCAAGACAAUGACUGAAUACUAUCAAGGACGGCCAGACUUCCUCUCCUACCGCCAUGUCACUUUUGGACCCAGGAUCAAGAAAUUAAAUCUGAACAGCGCAGAGUCGAACCCCCGGCCCAUGGUGAAAAUCACAGAGCGGUUCUCCCGCAACCCGGCCAAGCCCGCUGACGAGGACGUGGAGGAGCGCGUGUUUCUGAUCCUGGAGGAGCGCAUCCAGCUGCGCUACCACUGCCUCGAGGACCACAUCACGGCCUCCAAGCGCGAGUUCCUGCGGCGCACCGAGGUGGACAGCAAGGGCAACAAGAUCAUCAUGUCGCCCGAAAUGUGUAUUAGCUUCGAGGUGAAGCCCAUGGAGCACACCAAGAAGCUUCUCUACCAGUACGAGGCCAUGAUGCAACUGAAGAAUGAAGAGAAGCUGUCCAGACAUCAGGCCUGGGAGUCCGAGCUAGAGGUGCUGGAGAUCCUGAAGCUUCUAGAGGAAGAGGAGGAGGCGCACACGCUGAAAAUCUCCAUCUAUGACACGAAGCGCAAUGAGAAGAGCAAGGAGUACCGAGAGGCCAUGGAGCGCGUGAUGCACGAGGAGCACCUGCGGCAGGUGGAGGCUCAGCUGGACUACCUGGCCCCGUUCCUGGCACAGCUGCCCCCAGGAGAGAAGCUGACGCGCGGGCAGGCCUUACGUCUCAAGGACGAGUGCCUCAGUGACUUCAAGCAGCGGCUCAUUGACAAGGCCAACCUUAUCCAGGCCCGUUUCGAGAAGGAGACCCAGGAGCUGCAGAAGAAGCAGCAGUGGUACCAGGAGAACCAGGUGACCCUGACAGCUGAAGAUGAAGACUUGUACCUCAGUUACUGCUCUCAGGCCAUGUUCCGCAUCCGCAUCCUGGAGCAGCGGCUCAACCGACACAAGGAGCUGGCCCCGCUGAAGUACUUGGCUCUGGAGGAAAAGCUCUACAAGGACCCGCGCCUGGUGGAGCUCCUAAAAGUCUUUGCUUGAUG